AUGGAAUUUCGUGCCCGAAGGACAAGUGCGGUCCCUGAGGUUGCUGCCGCAGCAAAUGCGGUACAUCAUCACCAUCACCAUCAUUAUGUGCUGUGCGAGGGCAACAAUGCUCCCAGUCAACGACGAUCGUUAACUUCAAGUAAUAGUUCCAAUGCCAUCAAUACAACUAAUGGGAUUCAUCAGCCUAAACGACUACCGACUCCACCUUCAUCGCAAGGGUAUGCAUCAAUUAAGACUUUAUCAUUGAGUAACCUAACAGCUAAACAGCAUUUGUUACUGGCGAUUUGCAGAGACGUUUCAUUACUUCCUCCUCUUAUUUAUAUUUUCACAUCGUUGCAACAGGCAUGGAGGAUAUCAUUUCGGACCAAAUUAAAACUCUACGAGUUACAAUCCUUGAAGGACACUAUGAAGAUAUUUGUGCAAAGCUGUAUUGCAAACAAUUCCAUUUCACACGCUGAGGAAAUGAGUACAAACGGCAAUGGUUUGUUGUUAUCGACUUUAACCACAGCAAGAGCAUCUGAGUAUUUACUAUGUGCUCUUUGGUGCGUUGUAUCAUUAUACCUGACUUACUCUAUACUCGAUUCUCUUAUGGUGCGAUGGAUCGUCAAAUAUUCCACACUGGCAGCAAUCCUACGGAUGUUUGCCAUGUCAUUACUCAUCAUCACCACAGAGCUGCUCCUGCUGGCGUCUUUAUCACCAAAUGGCGACUACUAUUUGCAUACGUGGAUUCUCGUAAGUUGUAUUAUGACAGCUGCUUACAUAUGGCAGAGUUACCUGACAUCUAAUUUAAAUUAUGUGAGUCAGGACGACUACGACGCUUCUGAAGAAGAAGCAGAUUGUAACACAAGAAAAGAACUAAACUCCACUGAUAUCGAAGAAUUAACAUCUUCCAAUGUCUCACUUAAUUCAUUACCUUCGUCAUGUUCAUUACAAAAACGCAAAAAUAAAAGAAGACCACAAAAGAGAUUCAAAUUUACUAAGAAAAGGACAAUUGAUCUCUACAACAUUAUUGUAUUCUGCGUUGUACCCGUUGGGCUCGCUAGUUUCAUCACAAUGGUCGGUCUGCUUCGUAACCUCGUCAUCCAACGAUUAGACGUGGAACAGCUCGGCCGCAUGCUACAAUCAACGCCUUACGUCCUUGAUUAA
Molecule: messenger RNA, 1146 nt
Organism: Torulaspora delbrueckii
Lineage: Eukaryota; Fungi; Ascomycota; Saccharomycetes; Saccharomycetales; Saccharomycetaceae
Gene: EOS1
Product: Eos1p
Exons: 1
Coding region: 1-1146 (381 amino acids)
Biological process (GO): cellular response to oxidative stress; protein N-linked glycosylation
Cellular component (GO): endoplasmic reticulum membrane
Source: RefSeq, a predicted model, not a curated record